Messenger RNA from Triplophysa dalaica, 1440 nucleotides. It is a transcript of the gene mnat1, whose product is annotated as MNAT1 component of CDK activating kinase. Gene Ontology annotation, molecular function: cyclin-dependent protein serine/threonine kinase activator activity. The coding region runs from base 246 to 1172 and encodes 308 amino acids. Gene Ontology annotation, cellular component: transcription factor TFIIH holo complex. Lineage: Eukaryota; Metazoa; Chordata; Actinopteri; Cypriniformes; Nemacheilidae. The record is from RefSeq and is a predicted model, not a curated record. The transcript has 9 exons. Gene Ontology annotation, biological process: nucleotide-excision repair; positive regulation of cyclin-dependent protein serine/threonine kinase activity; regulation of transcription by RNA polymerase II.
GUCUUUUGUGAGCUGCUGUAUGUUUACUCUGGGCUCAACAGAUUAAGACUGUUCAUUCAGGUACUCCAAACGACACAAAAAUAUUGAAAACGACAAGCCCUACCCUUCAGCUGUUCUUCUGCACUGAAGCUGGAGGACACUUUUGAAUGUAGCACCGCGGCAUACAUAGUCUGUAAAAGUGUUAAAGCCGAACCCUUGGUUUGAUUAUUGUAUUUUAAGACGGACUCUUACAGAUAUUAAUAAUAAUGGAUGAUCAAGGAUGCCCGAGAUGCAAGACGACCAAAUACAGGAAUCCAUCUCUGAAGCUAAUGGUCAAUGUGUGUGGACACACGCUGUGUGAGAGCUGUGUGGACAUGCUGUUUGUUCGUGGCUCAGGUAGCUGUGUGCAGUGUAACACUCCUCUCAGAAAGAGUAAUUUCCGUGUGCAGCUUUUUGAAGAUCCAGCCAUCGAUAAAGAGGUGGAGAUUCGCAAGAAGGUUCUUAAAAUUUAUAAUAAGAGGGAAUUUGAUUUCCCCACUCUGAAAGAAUAUAAUGACUACCUAGAGCAAAUGGAAGACAUUGUGUACAACUUGACUAAUAACUCAGAUGUUGAAAAGACAAAGCAGAUGAUGGAGCAGUACCAGCGAGAGAACCGGGACGUUAUACAGAGAAACAAAGUCAAACUGACGCGUGAGCAGGAAGAGUUGGAGGAGAUAUUGUUGCUGGAGCAGCAGAAUAUAGAGCAGAGGAGACUGGAGACCCUUCAGGAGGAACAGAGACAACUACAGGCCAAGAGGAAAAACAAACAGGCCCUGUUGGAUGAACUGGAGAGCUCUCAGUUACCUGCGGCCUUGCUCUUGGCAAAACAUAAAGAUCGAGCCUCUCAACUGGAGACUCAGAUAGAAAAACAGAAGCAGAACGUCAAACCGACAAACAUCUUCUCUACUGGAAUAAUGAUGGGUCAGACGGUGUCUUUGGCUCCUGUGACUCGUGUGGAAGAGGUGUUGUACGUCUAUCAGCCUAUUCACAUCGAUACAUACGGCCCCCCCAUUCCAGAACUGGAACAGCUGGGCCGACUGGGGUAUUUGAAUCAUGUGCGCACAGCUUCUCUAAUGGAUCAGGCUGGUGGUUAUACAUCAGGGUUGGCCUGCCAUCGUGCUGUCCAGGAUGCAUUCAGUGGCCUGUUUUUAUGAUAUUGCUAAACUACAAUCCCUUCUGGUCUGCUGUUCAUCAGUCUCUGUUUAUCUAAAGACACUUAUUCAAGAAGAGAGAGAUAGGUGGUGAAUGGAUGCACAAGGAUUAUGGAACUUUGUGAAUAUGACUGAAUUCAGAAUACACUGGCUCCAGGGGUUUACGCUGGGGACUAAUGUGAACAAGCUUUAAUAGUUGUACAUAUCUUUUUGUUGACAAUUUGUCAUAUUUUUGUAAUGCUGUUUCAUUUAAAUAAAUGGAAAAAAAACA